This is a messenger RNA of Psammomys obesus (fat sand rat), 2485 nucleotides long. RefSeq names its product copine 2 (gene Cpne2). Gene Ontology annotation, cellular component: plasma membrane. Gene Ontology annotation, molecular function: calcium-dependent phospholipid binding. The record is from RefSeq and is a predicted model, not a curated record. NCBI's taxonomy places the organism in Eukaryota, Metazoa, Chordata, Mammalia, Rodentia, Muridae. The transcript is spliced from 16 exons. The coding region runs from base 358 to 2193 and encodes 611 amino acids. Gene Ontology annotation, biological process: cellular response to calcium ion.
UGAACUUCUGGUCCCUUGCUUCUGCUUCCUGAGUGCUGAGCCACCACUACCUGCCUCUUCAGCCUUGUUUCUGCCGCCCUAGGAUAUGCAAGGAAUGUUUGUUGAAUGAAUGUGUGACCGCUGGACAGGUCAUUUCCAAGCCCUGCCUCCUGCUUGCCUCAGUUAGCUCAUCUCUGACUGGGACUACUGGUUUUGCAUCCCUGACUACAACCUCUUUCCCAGAGGCCUGUGCCCACGCCUGUGCCAUGACGUGUAUCAUCCUUGGAAAAGGCUCUUGCUGCCUGCACCCCCUCCUCCAGCCCCAAACCCCAAAUUACCUGCAGAUGGUGCUGUCCUGGAGCUUUUCCAUCUUGCCCAAUGCUCACACAGACCCAACCCCCCCUUAAUGACACCUUGCUGCCUUCUGCUGAGGGAGGGGAGGGGGCUGGCCCAACCAGGCUGUGGUUUCUUUUUCCAUUGCGUCAGGCCUCAGGGUCCGGAUCCCUGCCCCGCUGCCGGGCUGGCACCAAGGGCCACUCUGAUCCCCUGCCUGUCCCAACCUCAGACACCAUGUGCUCCCCAUUUCGGGGAUCCAGAAGCUUCCUGCCAGAGGACUGCCAGGAACUAUUGCUGCUGCCGCCACCAACUCCCAUGGCCUACAUUCCGGGUGGGGGGGCCCCCGCCGCAGGGGCCAUCCCCUUGGGCUCUCAGUGCUGUGUGUGCAAAGUGGAGCUGUCAGUGAGUGGCCAGAACCUGCUGGAUCGGGACGUCACCUCCAAGUCUGACCCCUUCUGUGUCCUCUUUACAGAGGACAACGGCAGGUGGAUGGAGUACGACAGGACAGAAACAGCCGUCAACAACCUCAACCCAGCCUUCUCCAAGAAGUUCGUGCUGGACUACCACUUCGAGGAGGUGCAGAAGCUCAAGUUCGCCCUGUUUGAUCAGGACAAAUCCAGUGCACAGUUGGAUGAGCAUGACUUCCUGGGUCAGUUCUUCUGCAGCCUUGGCACGAUUGUCUCCAGCAAGAAGAUCACUAGGCCUCUGCUGCUGAUGAAUGACAAGCCUGCAGGGAAGGGCUUAAUCACGAUCGCAGCCCAGGAGCUCUCAGACAACCGUGUCAUCACGCUGAGCCUGGCUGGCAGGAAGCUGGACAAGAAGGACCUCUUCGGGAAGUCAGACCCAUUUCUCGAGUUUUACAAGCCAGGGGAUGAUGGUAAAUGGAUGCUAGUCCAUAGGACUGAGGUGAUUAAGUACACUCUGGACCCUGUGUGGAAACCGUUCACUGUGCCAUUGGUGUCCUUGUGUGAUGGGGACCUGGAGAAGCCCAUCCAGGUCAUGUGCUACGACUAUGACAGCAAUGGAGGCCAUGACUUCAUUGGCGAGUUCCAGACCUCUGUGUUGCAGAUGAGUGAGGCUCGGGAUGGCGUCCCGCUAGAGAUGGAGUGCAUCAACCCCAAGAAGCAGAGAAAGAAGAAGGGCUACAAGAACUCGGGCAUCAUCAUCCUGAGAUCAUGCAAGAUACACCGAAACUACUCGUUCCUGGACUACAUCCUUGGAGGCUGCCAGCUCAUGUUCACUGUUGGAAUAGACUUCACAGCCUCCAACGGGAAUCCCCUCGACCCUUCUUCUCUACACUAUAUCAAUCCCAUGGGCACCAACGAAUACUUGUCAGCCAUCUGGGCAGUGGGACAGAUCAUUCAGGACUAUGACAGUGAUAAGAUGUUUCCUGCUCUGGGGUUUGGGGCCCAGUUACCACCAGACUGGAAGGUGUCCCAUGAGUUUGCCAUCAACUUCAAUCCCACCAACCCUUUCUGCUCAGGUGUGGAUGGCAUUGCCCAGGCAUACUCAGCCUGCCUGCCCCACAUCCGCUUCUACGGUCCCACAAACUUCUCCCCUAUUGUCAACCAUGUGGCCAGGUUCGCAGCCCAGGCCACACAGCAGCAGACAGCAACGCAGUACUUCAUCCUCCUCAUCAUCACUGACGGGGUCAUCAGUGACAUGGAGGAGACACGGCACGCUGUAGUGCAGGCCUCCAAGCUGCCCAUGUCCAUUAUCAUUGUGGGUGUGGGCAAUGCUGACUUUGCAGCCAUGGAGUUUCUAGACGGGGACAACCGUAGACUGCGCUCACACACGGGCGAGGAGGCAGCCCGUGACAUUGUGCAGUUUGUGCCCUUCCGAGAGUUCCGCAACACCUCCACCCCCAACUUCCCCUAGCCCAGCUGGGCUUUCUUUGUCAGAAUCAACGGAUGAUGCUUCCAGGACAAACUGGCUUCCUCUCCCUGCCCUUCUGCCACUCUAAGUAUUGAAUGUACUUUGUAUAAUUUUAGUGGAAUUAUUGUUAUUAAAGAGAAUAAAAUUUUUACAAUCAUAACUGGCUUUUUCUAAGUAACUAGCUGCAGGAAGGAAUGUAUCCCUAGUGCAUCCUUUGUAUUGUGGUCUGCUGUUUUUAUACUGUGACUGUGUUCUAUUUGUUAUACUCAGGGUAAUAAAGGAAUUUCAGAUGUUG